AUGGCUUUUGUUUAUCAAGGAGAUUCUGAAUUGGAAUCAAAAGCCAGAAAAGCUGCAGAAAGAAUCUCAGAGAAUAUGCAUAUUGUAGCCAAUGAGCCCUCCCUAGCAUUGUAUAGACUACAGGAGCAUGUUAGGAAAGCUUUACCUCCAAUGGUGGAAAGAAGAGUAGAGGUUACUAAAUUACAACAUGAAUUGCAAGGAAGAUGUUAUGAUGUUGAGUAUGCAUUAAGUGCUGUCAAAUCAAUGGAUGGUGCCGCAACGAGUUUUAGAAACAUACAAGAAAUGCUGAAACAGUCUAUUUAUCUAAAACAACAAUUGAAAUAUGAAGAGAAUAGGAGAAAUAAAAAAGAUACAAAUUCAGUCUAUAAACGUCUCUCUGCUCAUAUAGUUCUAGAUUUGCCAGACUUGUCUGAUUUCUCUAUGGUUCGCGAAACAACAAACAGAAUAGAACACAUGAUGGCCCAUGCUAGAGGUUCAAAUAGUGAACUACAGAGGUCACACACCACAUUGCAUUAG
Molecule: messenger RNA, 516 nt
Organism: Parnassius mnemosyne (clouded apollo)
Lineage: Eukaryota; Metazoa; Arthropoda; Insecta; Lepidoptera; Papilionidae
Source: the annotation of a GenBank genome assembly